ACCAUGGUCCAAAAAAAUCGUUCUUCCUAACUCUUCAACAUCAACACACACAGCCAGAAGAAAACCCGAAGAAAACCAGAAGGGGAGAGUGAUUAGAGUGGAUCUAUUCAGAUGGCAGCAGAAGGAACAGGAAAUUUCUGGGGAGUAUGCAAAGAAUUCGUGGGUGAAAGAUUUAGCUUCCUUGAUAACCACAAGAAGUUUAUUGAUGCUAAAGAGAAUGGAAUCACAUGGUCUGAUUCUGACGUUGAAUCUUUCAUUGCUAUUGAUCCUGUCCACGGACCUGUUGUGGAGAAUGUUAGGAAAGCAGCCAAGGUAGCUGCAAUAGGAAGUGCUGUUGGAGCACUUCAUUUGGGUGGAACUGCCUUUAAAUAUUCGAAGAGUCCUCAUGGUACCGUCUUGGCUUUGAGUUUAGGAGCUGUGGUUGGUUAUACAGUUGGAAAAGAAGCUGCGUCCCAUUAUUAUCAACUCUAUCGAGCCGAUACUAUGGCUUCUCAGGUCAAGUUUCUAGAGUGGGUGAGCACCAAAUCCUAGGGUCGAUCAUGAAUCAAGAUAAAAGUAAGUUGUCACUUAUUGUAAUGCAAAGAGUACAGGACAGUCUACCAAAUAAAUAAAAUAAGUUUAGACAUCUUCCUUCUGUUUGUUUAUAUUGAGCUAGUAGCACUGCAAUUAUUCACGAGACAUCUUUGCGUGGAUAUUUUUAAAUGGACGGCGAGAGAAUAAUUGUGGGAUAAUUCAUAAAGUUACAGUGUAAUUUGUUUUUUGUUUCUGAUAGGCACUGGAAAAUUUGUACUAACCUGAAUUCGUACUGAAUUUGAACAAAUUCAGCACUGGAAGUUUGGAACGGAAGCUUCUUUCCUUUUUUCUUUCCUUGUUUUGGGUGAUGAAAUAAUGUUCAUGAAGUGAAAAUGAAAUAAUGUUCAUGAA
Papaver somniferum (opium poppy) is the source of this 924-nucleotide messenger RNA. RefSeq names its product succinate dehydrogenase subunit 6, mitochondrial-like. The coding region runs from base 112 to 531 and encodes 139 amino acids. The transcript has 3 exons. Lineage: Eukaryota; Viridiplantae; Streptophyta; Magnoliopsida; Ranunculales; Papaveraceae. The record is from RefSeq and is a predicted model, not a curated record.